UGGGGAAGUGUCAUUGUUAGGCCCUUUCAAACCAUCAGCCUUCCCUUCCCUUCUCAGGGGCGUUCCUUGACUUGAAGCUGGGUUUCGAGCUAACAGGACAGUGCACACGAGACAGCGCUCUCCAUGGAUCUGCCUUAUUACCACGGCCCUCUGACCAAGCAGGACUGUGAAGCGUUGCUGCUCCAGGAAGGCGUGGAUGGCAACUUCCUGCUAAGAGACAGCGAGUCCAUACCAGGAGUCCUGUGCCUCUGUGUCUCGUUUAAAAAUUUUGUCUAUACAUACCGAAUCUCCAGAGAGAAGAAUGGGCAUUACAAGAUAAAGACUGCAAAAGGCACCCCUGAGCAGCUCUUCCCAAACCUGAAAGAAUUGAUCUCCAAAUUUGAAAAGCCAGGUCAAGGGCUGGUGGUUCAGCUUUUGAAACCCAUCUGGAGAACCAGGCCCUGCCCACCAUGGAGAAGAUCAGAAUCAAAGUUGGAUACUGUUUAUGAAAACACUGACCACGAUUAUGUGCAUGUCUUGCCUUGAAGAUACGGCACCUGGAGAAAGCAAGUGAGAGAAGAGGUGAGUGGCAGCGAUCACCAGCAACUCCUGCUCCUGCAGGGGCAGGACCAGAAUGCCAGGUUCCAGUGAACAAGACUGACUUUCCUCACUUGAGUAACUGAAGAUCCAGACAAGCCACUCUCCAUAUCCCUGUUUCCAAGGCAUACCUCAAAAGAAGUUUCCAGGAUCCCGAUUCACAUCUUGCUCUUCUUUCUUGGAAUGGGACAACCUGAACAUACUUUCUUUAUCCUGUGCAAGGUCCUACCACUGCAUCAUGACUGAAACCCUCUUUUGGACAGAGGGGCAGCUUCAUACCAAGGAGUGCAUGCUUGGCCUUGUGUUUGGAACCUCGAGUGCAAGCCCUACACUGUUUCGUUUGGUGGGGAGGGACUUUCCUCUUCUUUAAAUCUCGUAUUUUAAGAUUUAUUUGUUUUUAUUUGAAAGGCAGAUUUUUACAGGGACAGAAAAGGAGUGACACACAGAGAAGUUGUCCAUUCAUUGUUUCACUUCCCAAAAUGCAGCUAAUUCAAAGCUGAGAGCCAUGAACUUUUUCUGGCUUCCCAUAUGGGUUCAGGGGCCCUAGCCCUAGGGUCAUCCUCCACUGAGUUCCCAGACAUAAGCAGGGAACUGAAUUAGAAGCUUGAACCAGUGCCCAUAUAGGAUGCUCAUGCUUGAAGGUAAAGGAUUAGGCUGCUAAGUUACUGUGCCAGCCCUUAGGUCUCAGUGUCUUCAUCUGUAGUCAUGCUGUGAACCUGGUUGUGGGAAAGCUGGGAGCACUGGAUAUUUGUACAGCAUCAGUAGAAUCAGGCUCUCAAGCUAUCAUGUUUUGUAUACCUGUCUGUAUUGGGUUCAGUCAUGGUGGGGGCCUUGAUCCACCAUGCACACUCAUCUCCAGCCUGGCUAUCUCCCCACUAACUCUUCUCAUUUCUUUUCAUGAUCUUUUUGCUAAACAGUGACCCAAACUCACUUCCUUCCUGAAUUUGACUGAUGCAGCUGGAGGGAUAUGGCUCCAUUCAAUGAUGCAUGUGGGUGUUGCUAAGAUAUCCCCCAUGUGUGGUUCCCAUUCCCACCAGGUUCUCAGGGUCUCAGAACUCAGAAGCUCUGAAUCCUCCACAACUUGUGCUAAUGUGGGCUGCACGGAGGCAUGUCCAUUCACAGGGACUACUGACUGGAAGCACAUUGCUGAAAGGGUUGGUGUAUGGUUUCUAUAGCCCCUCUAAUUUUUCUACUGUUCAAAAUCUUAAGACCUGCUUCAUUCUGAAUGCACCAAGCUCUACGCUUUCUCUUGCCAAUCUUUAAAACCUAAUGGUUUGUUUCACCCCAUUGGUUUUCCAGCCUUGUUGGAGAAAGGAACUCUGGUUUUCCAGACUAGAUGAGCAGGAAUUGUGGCUGGGGUCCCAAUGUGCAAGCCAUGUUCAUUUCUUCUAUCAGGACAAUUCAUGGUUACUACGAAGUAGACAAAAGGUGAAAUGAAAGCCAUAUUCAGGAAUCUGAGGAAGCCAAGGCCUCUGGUCAGGUCAGCAGAAGAUGCUAGAAGCAAGCCUGUUCUCGGAGGCAACUUGCAGUUCUACAUCUUGGGUUCUUUCUCCAGGAAACAUACUAUGAUGUCUAUUUCAUUUCUGGAGCUAGUAGAAUUUUUCUUUCGUUUGGAACAUAAAAUACAUUCAAUGAGUAUUUGUUGGAUAAGUCAAUAUGUAAAAUGUGGUCACUAAUUCUGAAUGGCAGAGAUUUGUUUAGGUUCUAUGUUUAGGUUCUUCCAAACCCAA
This is a messenger RNA of Ochotona curzoniae (black-lipped pika), 2306 nucleotides long. RefSeq names its product SH2 domain containing 1B (gene SH2D1B). Lineage: Eukaryota; Metazoa; Chordata; Mammalia; Lagomorpha; Ochotonidae. Bases 124 to 525 code for a protein of 133 amino acids. The record is from RefSeq and is a predicted model, not a curated record. The transcript is spliced from 4 exons.